Dryobates pubescens (Downy woodpecker) is the source of this 787-nucleotide messenger RNA. It is a transcript of the gene MPDU1, whose product is annotated as mannose-P-dolichol utilization defect 1. Gene Ontology annotation, biological process: oligosaccharide biosynthetic process. NCBI's taxonomy places the organism in Eukaryota, Metazoa, Chordata, Aves, Piciformes, Picidae. The record is from RefSeq and is a predicted model, not a curated record. The transcript is spliced from 7 exons. The coding region runs from base 21 to 752 and encodes 243 amino acids.
GCGGCGGCGGAGGCCUCGCCAUGGCGGCGCUGCGCGGGCUGCUGGUGCCACUGCUGCUCCCCGAGAGCUGCUUCGACGAACUCGUCCUCAACCUGCACCUCCUGCACGUGCCGUGCCUGAAGAUCCUCCUCAGUAAAGCGCUGGGCUACGCCAUCGUGGCCGGGUCCCUCAUUGUGAAGCUGCCGCAGCUGCUGAAGGUGUGGGGGGCUCGCAGUGGGGCUGGGCUCAGCCUCCCCUCCCUGGGGCUGGAGCUGCUGGCCCUGGGGGGCUCUGUCAGCUACGGCUGGGCCAGGGGCUUCCCCUUCAGUGCUUGGGGGGAGGCUCUGUUCCUGUUGCUGCAGACCCUCACCCUCCUCUUCCUCAUCCAGCACUUUGGGGGCCACAGCAGGCAAGGGCUGUUGCUGGUCAGCAGUUAUGUGCUGGUCCUGGGGGCUCUGCUGUCCCCCCUGACCCCCCUGGCGGUCCCCACGGCGCUGCAGGCAGCGAACCUGCCCCUGGUGGUGCUGAGCAGGCUGCUGCAGGCUGUGGCCAAUCACCGGCAGGGCCACACAGGGCAGCUCUCGGGGAUCACCACAGGGCUGCUGCUGGGGGGGGCCCUGGCCAGGGUCUUCACCUCUGUGCAGGAGACCGGGGACCUGCUCCUGGCGCUGACCUUCGCCACCUCUGCCGCCUGCAACGCUCUGCUGCUGGCCCAGCUGCUCUACUACGGGGGGGGUCCAAAAGCCCCCAGCCCACGCACCAAGGCAGACUGAGGGGACCCCCCCCCACCCCCCUUGGGACCCUCUCA